ACUCGUGACAAACAAUGUUCAGUGUUUGUUUACAUGCGUGGUGAGGUCCGUGGGGAGCAGCCUGGUUAUUGGUGUGUGCGUGUGUGACUACCGAUGUCAUCUAGGACUACAGAUGACAACAAACUGAGGAACAGUACAAGGCACACAUAAAUAAAGAGGACCUAUAUGUAGCAGGAAAGGAGGUUGGUGAACAACACAGUUUUCGUGAGAAGCGCCGGCGUGUACGGUUUAGGUGGCAGCCUAGCAGGUUGAAGCAAUGGACACUAUCCUGGAGCAGCAGCGGCGCUACCAUGAGGAGCGGGAGCGGCUCAUGGCAGCGAUGGUCAAAGAGUGUCUGCACAAGAAGAACUCGCAUCGUGAAGUGAUCAACUCUGACCAUCGUCAUCGGCUUCUGCUUGAUCGCUAUGUGGAGAGCUCUCAACACCUAGCUGACCUGUAUGAGGAUAAGGAUGGUUUGCGGAAGGAGGAAGUGGCAGCCCUGUCUGGCCCCAAUGAGCUAGCUGAGUUUUACAAUCGCCUUAAGCAGAUAAAAGAAUUUCAUAAAAAACAUCCAAAUGAGGUGCCAUGUGGUCGCUGCUUGGUACAAGUAGGUCUGGAGAAAAUUGACUACAUCACUUAUCUUACCACAUUUGAUCGGCUCUUUGAGAUCCCCAAAGAAAAGAAGACUACUCAGUACCGGGAGUACCUUUAUGUUCUCCUUGACUACCUGUAUGCCUACGUAGAGCGUGUGAAGCCUCUGCUGGACCUCAACCAAGAACUGGAAGCUGUCAGCAAGGACUUCAAUGAGCAGUGGGAGGCUGGAAGAUUUCCAGGCUGGCCAAAGGAAACAGGUGGAGCACUGGCAGCCAUGGGAGCUCAUCUGGAUCUCUCAGCCUUCUCAUCAUCAGAGGAGCUUAUGUCCUUGGGAUUAGAUCGUUUGAAAUCAGCUCUUAUGGCUCUGGGGCUCAAGUGUGGUGGUACUCUGGAGGAACGUGCCCAAAGGCUGUUCAGUACAAAGGGUAUGUCAGUAGAAGAGCUUGAUCCAUCUCUAUUUGCCAAGUCUAAACCAGGUAAAGUGACCAAAGGGCGAGAGACAGAAAAGAUCAAGGAGCUGGCCAACCUGGAGGCUCAGGUUUAUCGCUUAACCGAAAUCCUGAGUGAGCAGCGAGCUGCUACUAAAGAGAAUGUACAACGGAAGCAGGCAAGAAGAGAUGGAGAAGAGGAAGAGGAAGAAGAAGCAUCAGCCUCAGAAUCUGAGGAAGAGCCUGAUGAUGAGGUGCCUUACAACCCUAAGAACCUUCCUCUUGGAUGGGAUGGAAAGCCCAUCCCAUAUUGGCUGUACAAGCUGCAUGGUCUCAACAUCAGCUACAACUGUGAGAUUUGCGGUAACUUCACCUACAAAGGCCCCAAGGCAUUCCAGAGGCACUUUGCUGAGUGGCGCCAUGCCCAUGGCAUGAGAUGCCUUGGCAUUCCUAACACUGCUCACUUUGCCAAUGUGACACAGAUUGAAGAUGCCCUUAAGCUGUGGGAGAAACUCAAGGUGCAGAAGACCUCUGAACGUUGGCAGUCUGAGCAAGAGGAGGAGUAUGAAGACUCUCAGGGCAAUGUGGUAAACAGAAAAACCUUUGAUGACCUCAAGAGACAAGGCCUUUUGUAGUGAACCAUUUAAAAUUGUGGGGGACACUAAGUGGAAAGUGUGUGUGUGUAUUCUUAUGUUUUUAGUGAAGUUUUAUAAUGUAGCUCAUUAUGCUGCAGGUGUUAAAGUAUAGAAUAUAAUCAGGGAAGUAUCAAGGGAAUCAUUUAUAGUAAUUUUUUUUUCUCCCAUAAAUAAUGUCUUAUCUUGUUGGAUCACACCUACCCCCCCCCAUUCUCUCUCUCUCUCUCUCUCUCUCUCUCUCUCUCUCUCUCUCUCUCUCUCUCUCUCUCUCUCUCUCUCUCUCUCUCUCUCUCUCUCUCUCUCUCUCUCUCUCUUGCAAGUGUAUAUGCCAUUUUCUAUUUACUCUUUUAUGGUAUGACACUUACUGGUCAGUGUCCUAGUAUUGGAAAGAGGACUAGUGACACAAAUGAAUUAAAACAGCAGCAUUUUACCAAAUCAUUUUAUUUUCUCAAAUUCUAGGAAAAUUGUUCAGAGUAAGUAUUAUGUCUUCCACCCAAAGAUCUGAAGAAGGGUGGUUGCAAUAGUGGAUGGAAAACACACACACACCGUGUAAUGUAGUGGUCAGCACAAUUGAGAGGGCCGGGUUCGAGUCCCGGUAUGCGGCGGGGCAAAUGGGCAAGCCUCUUAAUGUGUGGCCCCUGUUCACCUAGCAGUAAAUAGGUACGGGAUGUAACUCGAGGGGUUGUGGCCUCGCUUUCCCGGUGUGUGUUGUGUGUUGAUGUGAUCUCAGUCCUACUCUAAGAUUGGUCUAUGAGCUCUGAGCUCGCUCCAUAAUGGGGAAGACUGGCUGGGUGACCAGCAGGUGACCGAGGAGGUGGUGAACACACACUCACCUUCUGUCCCCACUUAAAUAAUCCCCCCCUUUCACCUCCACACACAUACCUACCCCUUAUGCCCCCCCCCUUUCACCUCCACACACAUACCCUACCCAUCCCUUCUGCCUACCCUUCACCUCCACACACAUACCCACCCCUUGUGCCUACCCUUCACCUCCACACACAUACCCAUCCCUUCUGCCUGCCUCCCUCCCCACACACACACACACACACACAAAA
Portunus trituberculatus (swimming crab) is the source of this 2691-nucleotide messenger RNA. RefSeq names its product splicing factor 3A subunit 3-like (gene noi). Lineage: Eukaryota; Metazoa; Arthropoda; Malacostraca; Decapoda; Portunidae. The coding region runs from base 257 to 1636 and encodes 459 amino acids. Gene Ontology annotation, cellular component: nucleus; spliceosomal complex. Gene Ontology annotation, biological process: mRNA splicing, via spliceosome. Gene Ontology annotation, molecular function: RNA binding; zinc ion binding. The record is from RefSeq and is a predicted model, not a curated record. The transcript has 6 exons.